AGUUUCAAGCUGCGAAAAGGUUAUAGUUUGAAGAUGGAUUAGAGAUCAUUAGACCUCAGUUUCUAAAGGAUAAGGAGUGCUAAGAAACAUAAACAAUGGGAUGAUAUAUUGAAACUCGUCGUAAUGAUCUGCAGCUGUUAAACCAGCUAGAGGCUAGAGCUGAUAUAAUAACUUGGAAGCUUUUUCAGGGAAAUUCUGUGACCAUGAAAGUAAGCAGUGACAUGAUAGAAAAUAUGUACCAAGAAGCAGAGAAAGUUUGGGGUCCUGAAUUGGUGAGAGUCACGAGAGAAACAAAGGAGCCUUUCAUAAAUAUCAUAUAUGAUUGUGAUCCUCUUGAGCAAAUCUUUUGGUACAACGUGGUAUUGAUUGGAGAUGCUUCUCACCCUACAACUCCUCAUAGAGUCAGGAGUACAAACAUGUCAACUUUGGAUGCGGCCGUUCUAGGCAAAUGUAUUCAGAAGUGGGGAGCAAAAAACAUACCUUCAGCUCUUGAAGAAUAUCAGCGCAUUAGGGUAACAGUCACUGCGAAACAAGUCCUGCAUCAAAGAGUGGGUCGAAUCAAGCAAGGCUUAGCUCUUCCUGAUCGUAAACUUUUUGAUCCAAUGACAGCAAGUGCAGAGGAAAGUGAAGAGCUUCAACAGAAACAUAAGCCUUUCUUUGCUUCUGCUCCUUUGUCAGUUGAUUGAUGUCGUGCUCCUCAUGAUAAAGACAAGCUUCAUUCUCUGCAGCAGAAAACUCUUGGGUUCUCAUGCUCUUUCUUUAUUUCUCAAGUCAAAUCCUUUUUUGUUUUUUCAGAACAGUGUAUAGAUUCAUAUAUCUAUGUAAACGAACAAGGCCUGUGUUUCAAUAGAAUACAGCUGAGUUGUAUUUGAUGA
Molecule: messenger RNA, 875 nt
Organism: Populus nigra (black poplar)
Lineage: Eukaryota; Viridiplantae; Streptophyta; Magnoliopsida; Malpighiales; Salicaceae
Source: RefSeq, a predicted model, not a curated record